CUAUUUGGUUAAACUGGCGAAUUUACGAUCUUUCAGUCACCUUGCUACAUCACUCCCCUUACCUUCAGAGAGGGAUCACCUUCGUCCCAGGAUAGAUCUGAUUGCGUUCAUGAUUGACAUCAAGAGCAAGUACAGUUUGAAGAAUGUCGAAGCUUCCCUAGCUCAUGUGGAUGCCAACUUCUUCCUGGGGAAAGUGUGCUUUCUUGUCACUGGGGUUGGCAGGGUGAAUUACUGCAGCGUAGACAUGAAUGCCAUCUGGAAAUUGGGAGAAGUCUACUGCAGUCCUGUGCUCUUCUGUGAGCUGGAGUUGGAAGGGAUACGAGUUGCCACCGCUCAGCGACUUCUCCGGAUGUUACAGAUCUGUGCUGGACACAUACCAGGAGUUUCUGCCUUGUCCUUUGGCACACUGAUGAGGAACUCUGCUGAUGACUAG
Molecule: messenger RNA, 433 nt
Organism: Phaethon lepturus (White-tailed tropicbird)
Lineage: Eukaryota; Metazoa; Chordata; Aves; Phaethontiformes; Phaethontidae
Gene: CENPM
Product: centromere protein M
Exons: 4
Source: RefSeq, a predicted model, not a curated record